Messenger RNA from Effrenium voratum, 201 nucleotides. Lineage: Eukaryota; Dinophyceae; Suessiales; Symbiodiniaceae. The record is from the annotation of a GenBank genome assembly.
AUGAUCAUGGCCUUGCCGACGCUGCUUUUCCUGCACAUGUUCAUGGGCCCCGUGCUUUGGUCUGCGGCAUUGUGCAGCGGGGGAGUGAGCUUGGCCCACGCAGCCCUGCGAGACCGCGAAGACGUGGACAAGUGUGAUGAUGGCGAUGACAGGGACGGGGAUUCGGGUUGGCCGAAGGGACGCAUUAGAGAGCUCCCAUGA